This is a messenger RNA of Dentiscutata heterogama, 542 nucleotides long. The record is from the annotation of a GenBank genome assembly. NCBI's taxonomy places the organism in Eukaryota, Fungi, Glomeromycota, Glomeromycetes, Diversisporales, Gigasporaceae.
AAUUAUUAGAAGACUUUGAAGCAUUAGUUAAAGAAUUUGAGAAAUCUUUUGGUGAUGCUGAUAAGUCUAGAACAGCUACUAAUAAGAUACAAAAACUUUCCAAGGAUCUAGAGCAGCUUCAAUUUCGAACUGGGCUCCAUAAUGAAAUAAAAGAUUUGCUACUUACUUUAGAGGACCCAAUUUUAUUAAAUGAUGCAAUUUCAAAGAUAGAUGCUGUGAGAUUCAAACCAUUGUCAGAAGAAGAAAAAAGAUUUAAGCUAUUGUCAGAGGGGAAAAAAGAUGAUGCUGUACCAAUAAUCUCUGUCUAUAUUGCGGUAAACCAGAGCACAUUGUUAAAUAUUACUCCAAGAAGUAUAAUUGGCCACCAAGAAUCAUACUAUAGUCACCACAGAGAAAUUGUCAAAAAACGAACAACCCCAGCUGCAGUAAGGAGGCUUCGGCUAGACCAAGAAUUUAACUUACUCUCUAAAACAUCAUUAGUUAGUCUUACAACUGCACUUACUUCAGAAAUAAUCUAUAUGUACCUAAUAGGUUCUAAAUAA